Molecule: messenger RNA, 1090 nt
Organism: Acipenser ruthenus (sterlet)
Lineage: Eukaryota; Metazoa; Chordata; Actinopteri; Acipenseriformes; Acipenseridae
Product: corticoliberin-like
Exons: 2
Coding region: 221-721 (166 amino acids)
Cellular component (GO): extracellular region
Molecular function (GO): hormone activity
Source: RefSeq, a predicted model, not a curated record
UGCGCAGACGCAAGGUCUGAGCUCAGAGCGUGACUAUAUUGUCGCAUGUCUUGGGCUAUAAAAAUCCAACAGCCAGUCUGCCUUUGAAGACAUCAGUUUACACGGUUCUUGACAGACUGAUAGCAAGCCUGGAAGAAGGAAGCUUCGUAUCAACUAUUCACCUGCUUCCACUGAUAUACUAGCCAACUCAAUCCAUUUAAGAUUCCUGUAAGUCUCUGACAUGAAGCUCUAUGUGUUAGUUUCUACUGCCGUCCUGCUUGGAGCCUUCCUUCCGCGUCAUGAGUGUAGAGCAAUUGAGAGCCCGGGAGCUGUCCACUACGAGCCUGACGCUCAGCCACAUCAUUACCAGCAGUCUCUACCAAUUUUGGUGCGACUGGGCGAGGAAUAUUUCAUUCGACUGGGCAGUGUUAAUCAGAAUGCACCGCCGUCCACACUAAACGCGUUCCCUGACGCAUCGUCUGCUACCAUCAACAGAGCAUUGCAAGUGCAACUUACUCAGCGUCUUUUGCAAGGCAAAGUUGGCAGCAUCAAUCGGUUCGUGAGCAGCAAUGGUGACCACAAGGAAGACAGAGUGGAAAAGGGAAAGCGUUCAGAGGAUCCUCCCAUUUCACUGGAUCUGACUUUCCAUCUCCUUCGAGAAGUGUUAGAAAUGGCACGAGCCGAGCAGUUAGCUCAGCAAGCGCACAGCAACAGGAGAAUGAUGGAACUCAUCGGGAAGUAAAUGUAAAAUAAAGCCAGCUGCCAAAGAAAAAUUCCAUUUAGCACAAAAAAGUCCAUAUGAUUAUGUAUCACAGUGCUGCUUUUCUAUUAUUUGAUUUUUUUUUUUUAUAGCUUUAAAUUUCAAAGUGAAAGUGCAGAGGAAUUGUAUUCCGUUUGGUGGUAUUCAGACUGUAUUAUGAAUGCAAGGAAAAUUAAACAUAGUCAUUUUUUUAAUUUGUAUAACUUUUAACAGUAAUAAUUAAAAAAACAAAAACAGUAACAUUUUACACAAUCUUAACAUUUUUUGUAAGAAUACCAAUUGAUAUCUUUGGAGUAUAUAUUUGGUAGCUAUUUCACCAAUUGCAGGUUGCUGUAUUUCGGAAAUGGAUAU